AUGAGGAAAGUGAAUGGGUUUUCUGAGCAGCAUGAGUUCAAAAAGCCAAAUGAUGACCGUGCUCUUCAUCUGAUGACCAAGUGUGCCCAGACAGUGAUGCAAGAAUUGGAGGAUAUUGCUAUUGCUUAUGGACAGAGUGAUGAAUAUAGUUUUGUUUUCAAAAAGAAGAGUAGAUGGUUUAAAAGAAGAGCAAGUAAGUUCAUCACUCAUGUGGUCUCCCAGUUUGCCUCAAGUUACGUUUUCUAUUGGAAGGAUUACUUUAAGGACCAGCAACUUCUGUACCCACCAGGAUUUGAUGGACGAAUUGUCUUGUAUCCCAGCAACCAAAAUUUAAAGGACUACCUCAGCUGGAGACAAGCAGAUUGCCAUGUUAAUAAUCUUUAUAAUACAGUGUUUUGGAUGCUUGUACAGCGAAGUGGUUUGACACCAGUGCAAGCACAGGAUAGACUCCAGGGAACUUUGGCUGGAGAUAAGAAUGAAAUCUUAUUUUCUGAAUUCAACAUCAACUACAACAAUGAACCUUUGAUGUAUAGAAAAGGAACUGUCUUAAUAUGGCAGAAGAUUAAUGAAGUCAUGACUAAGAAAAUAAAACUGCCAAAGGAAACGGAAGAAAAGGAAGUUGAAGUGACCCGGACUAGGACUAAAGUUGUUCCCUUGCACUGUGACAUCAUUGGGGACCAGUUCUGGGAGGAAUACCCUGAGAUUCUGGCUGAGGAUAGUUGA
Messenger RNA from Fulmarus glacialis (Northern fulmar), 723 nucleotides. It is a transcript of the gene THG1L, whose product is annotated as tRNA-histidine guanylyltransferase 1-like (S. cerevisiae). Gene Ontology annotation, biological process: tRNA modification. The transcript is spliced from 6 exons. Bases 1 to 723 code for a protein of 240 amino acids. The record is from RefSeq and is a predicted model, not a curated record. Lineage: Eukaryota; Metazoa; Chordata; Aves; Procellariiformes; Procellariidae. Gene Ontology annotation, molecular function: tRNA guanylyltransferase activity; magnesium ion binding.